UCCCCCACGCCGCCCUCUGACUGACAGUGGGAGAGUCACGAUGCCCGUGGUCAUCUGCAUUAUCCUGGGGGCCCUGCUCUGCCUGGUCUUAAUCAUCCUGGGGGCACAGGUGCAAAGUGCCAGGGCACAGCGCAGAGGCUCCAGAAGAUCCUUGGACCCUUUCUCUGAGGCUGUGUAUGAGGAGAUCGAUUAUAACCUGAUGAGAAAGAAGCAGAUGUUUGGUCGCUCAGUCUCCUUUUCAGAUGAUUCAGUGUCGAAGCUGCAGUAUUACACCGGGGAUAGUGAGGGGGAAAACGAUCCUGCAUCAGAACAAGAACCCGCACCAAGCUUCAUCUCCUGCAUCUAG
Messenger RNA from Trachemys scripta elegans, 346 nucleotides. RefSeq names its product antigen WC1.1-like. Lineage: Eukaryota; Metazoa; Chordata; Testudines; Emydidae. The record is from RefSeq and is a predicted model, not a curated record. Bases 41 to 346 code for a protein of 101 amino acids. The transcript has 4 exons.